AUGCCCCAUACACCCGACAGCCCCGAGUCCUCCGAAACAGCACCCACAGAUAGGCAACUCGAAAAGGAUAUCGAGAAACAAAGCGAUGCCGAUGGAGAUAUCGCCGAUGGGAGCGUCCGCUCGCCAGGUGGAACUCCGCAAGAGAAGAAGAAGAAGAAGAAGAAGAAGAAGAAACAAGGCCCGACCGGAGCCAAUGGCGUCAACACCGAGCCACCUUCAGACCAUUCCGAGCUGAAGGAAUGGGAAUGCUACGAUAAACUGGGAUACUCUUUCCCUUGGUGGAAGAAAUGGUAUAUUAUAUCCGUCAUCUUCGCCGUGCAGACAUCCAUGAACUGGAACGCAAGUUUCUACGCCAGUAGUAUCAGUCUCUAUGCGAAACACUUCGGUAUCUCCAAGCAGGCAGCUCGAGUCGGACAGAUGGACUUCCUCAUCGCUUAUGCCUUUGGCUGCGAAUUCUGGGCACCUUUCAGCGAGGAGUUUGGAAGGUGGCCCAUUAUGCAGUUGAGUCUGCUCCUCGUCAAUAUCUGGCAGAUACCAUGUGCGCUGGCUCCGAACUUCGGCACGAUCGUCAUCUGUCGUUUGCUCGGCGGCCUUUCAUCGGCUGGUGGGUCUGUGACUCUUGGUAUGGUGGCUGAUAUGUGGGAGGCAGAGCACCAGCAAUAUGCCGUUGCCUUUAUUGUUCUAUCAUCCGUGGCUGGGUCUGUGAUUGCGCCGAUUGUAGGCGGAUUUGUGGCAACUUUCCUUGACUGGCAUUGGAAUUUUUGGCUACAGUUGAUUCUUGGCGGUUUUGUACAACUCCUGCACUGGACCAUACCCGAGACUCGGUGUAGCCUUCUGGUUACCCGCGAAGCGAGGCGACGAAGGGCGGCUGGGGAUAUGGUUUGGAGUGGAGAUGAGUUGAAAGGCAACAGGCUGACAUUCCGCUGGAUCUUGAUGAUCUGGCUUCGGCCUUUUAUCAUGUUCUGCCGCGAGCCAAUUGUCCUGUGUCUUGCAUUACUGAGUGGAUUUAGUGAUUCUUUGAUCUUCACUUUCCUUCAGUCUUAUACUCCGGUAUAUAAGCAAUGGGGGUUCAAUACUAUUGAGAUUGGACUUGCAUUUAUCCCUAUUCUGGUCGGAUAUUUAAUUGCUUAUUUCUCUUUCAUACCCUGGAUCGCCAAACAUAACAGGGCUCGGGAGCGUGAUCCGGAUGGGUUACAACCGGAAGCUCGACUCUAUUGGCUCUUAUUCGUGGCACCUUUACUAUCGAUUGGGCUGUUUGGCUUCGCCUGGACAAGUCUCGGACCACCACAUGUUCACUGGAUUGCACCGAUGAUAUUUUCCUCCUUAAUUGCAAUUGCCAAUGGGGGUAAUGGCUUCGCGCGAGAUUUCCUCGCCGGCGUAGCAGCAAUGUACUCUGUUCCGAUGUACAGCAACAUGGGCAAAACCAAUACGCUCGAGUGGCCAUCGACAUUUUUGGGAUUCAUGGCUAUCAUCUUCACGAUUCCGAUCUACAUCUUCUACUGGAAAGGACCGACAAUCCGGGAGAAAUCCCCAUUCGCUCAAGUACUUGCAGCAGACAGGAAGAAGGCCGGACGCAAGGUCUCUCAGUGUGGAUCGGGUGACCCGGAUCCUGUACAGCGUUACUUGUCCGGUUCACCUAUGGGCCGAGAUCAACGAACCGAUUGA
Molecule: messenger RNA, 1665 nt
Organism: Penicillium cosmopolitanum
Lineage: Eukaryota; Fungi; Ascomycota; Eurotiomycetes; Eurotiales; Aspergillaceae
Product: putative MFS multidrug transporter
Exons: 5
Coding region: 1-1665 (554 amino acids)
Biological process (GO): transmembrane transport
Molecular function (GO): transmembrane transporter activity
Source: RefSeq, a predicted model, not a curated record